This is a messenger RNA of Leptidea sinapis, 1792 nucleotides long. RefSeq names its product coiled-coil domain-containing protein 28A. The transcript has a single exon. NCBI's taxonomy places the organism in Eukaryota, Metazoa, Arthropoda, Insecta, Lepidoptera, Pieridae. Bases 187 to 777 code for a protein of 196 amino acids. The record is from RefSeq and is a predicted model, not a curated record.
UGCUCUUCUUAUAUCAGUAUUCACUAUUCCGUAAUUCAAUUUUAUCAUAAUAUAUAUCUUAUUUACAAUAUUUUUGAGUAUAACAAAUAGUUAUUUAAGGAAACGUUACAUUGAUAGAAUUAAUUCAACUUGACUUUCAAUGAUUAAUAAUAAUUACCCAGAACACAGUACUCAAAUUCUUUCUACAUGAGCCUCGACAUAGAAGAAGCAAACGAAACGCAACAACUUAUGCAGAAUGAGGGAGAAGAUGAGGAACAGAAGGUAUCGCCUUCAGCGAUUUCUCCCGUUGCAAGUAAUAAAAUGUCAAGUGGUGCAGCAAGUCUCACUUCGAAGACAACUCCGGCUUUUCCUACAACUGGGAACAGUUUGAACGAUUCUACAAAAAUGUCUUUCGUCAAUGAACGCCGUCAACAACGUGAUUUCGUACGCUCUCACAACAACAGGCCUAAGAAUAUACCAAAAGAAACUCCAGAUGUUAAGCACAUGGAAAAAUCUUUACUUGAUCUUUUGGAUGAUUUCCACACAGGGAAACUUAGUGCUUUUAGUACUGGCUGUAGCAUGGAACAGAUGAUAAAUAUAAGGGAUCAGCAAGAACACUUGGCUAGAUUACACUUCAAAUUGUAUGGUGAUCCAGAGAAACCUGCAGAGGACAAUUUUGAGAACUGUACAGCCAAAGACAAACUGUCACAGUUGGUUCAAAGCUUAGAACAGCUGUCUGUCUCAAUAGAACAUUUACAGUCUGAUGAAAGUGCAAGUAACAGUAAAACAACAGAAUAAUGUCUCAUUAACACAAAGGGAAUUGUCAACAAUUUUACAUAAUAUAAAUAUCUAUAUAAUAUAUCGCUGAUCUAAGGACAAUGAAUACUAUCCUUACGUGAUACAGUUUUUACUAGUACGAAAUGAUAGGAUUAAUCAGUUUAAUGACAGCACUAAGUUACCUUUGAAUAAUAAUUAGUUACAUUGUGUUUAGUUUAUUGUAUAGAUUAAGAAGCUGUAUGGUGGUUGUUUUCUUAUUUCAAUAAAGAUUAUUAUUAUCAUUAUUUAAAAAAAAAGGUCAUUUGCAAAUAUUGUAUUACCUGGAUUGUUGCUAGUAACAGAAAAUAUGUAAUACCAUAAUUACUCAAUGAACAUAAUUUAUAGUGUAAAAUAUAUAAUUAUAGUGUAAAUUACUUUGAGGACAUUGUGCAUAGAAUUAAUUGAUAAGAUUCUUCUGAUGAGAAUGUUUGUGGUGUAAUGGUUAUUACUAUUGCUUUUUAAAAGAACCCGCCAGCCACAUAUAAAUGGCCACAUAUAAAUGUGUUUUUAAAUUCAUAUUUUGUACAUCUAUUCGAUAUUCUUACUGUGAAGGAAAGUAUUGUAAGGAAAUCUUACACAUCCCUGCAAAGACAAUGUGAUGUGCAAAAUUGACCAACAAGAAUUUUUUUUUGGGAAAGGAGAAGGGGCCUUGGAGGUUGAACAACCAACUUGAACCUGACUUAUAAGGGCUAGAAUCCCACCCUGUGUUCAUACAAAAUAAGUGCAUAGUUGGAAAAUAGCAAAUGAAUAUUUUUGCCUAAUAUUUCUGAUUAGAUUAUAAACGGAGAAUCUUAUAGAUCUCUAGUCAAAUAUGAAUAGCUCAGAAAAGCUAAAGUAAUUGUUGAUAUGACAUUACUUCAUCAUCAUCAGCUGGAAGAAAAUCCACUCCUGACAAAGGCCUCUGAAAUUACAUAAGAAUGGAAAAAUAUUUUUAUAGGGAAUAUAUUUUUUUUUUGUAAUUUUAAUGUAUUAUUUGCAUUAAACUAUUUCAAGUUAA